Clarias gariepinus (North African catfish) is the source of this 3778-nucleotide messenger RNA. It is a transcript of the gene nectin4b, whose product is annotated as nectin cell adhesion molecule 4b. The coding region runs from base 406 to 2127 and encodes 573 amino acids. The transcript is spliced from 11 exons. Lineage: Eukaryota; Metazoa; Chordata; Actinopteri; Siluriformes; Clariidae. Gene Ontology annotation, cellular component: adherens junction. Gene Ontology annotation, biological process: heterophilic cell-cell adhesion; homophilic cell-cell adhesion. The record is from RefSeq and is a predicted model, not a curated record.
UCCACCGUGUGUGGCAGCGCGCGCAACAUUGUCGGAGGCUUUAAGUAGGUGUCGAGGUUGUCAUGGCGGCUUUUACUCGGUGGAGCUUUGGGAAGGACUUAAAAUAGGAAAUGUUAGGGUUAUUUUGUUAGGAAGUUUGUUUGUGUAGGGUUUAGGGACAUUUAAUUUCUUUUUUAUGUAUAAAAAGUGUUUAUGGCUGACAGAAGAACUGAGGUUUUCGACUACUGCUGGAGAUGGAGUGAGGGUUUAAUGAACACUAUGACUUAGGAUAGAAUGGUUUAGAAAUUCAAUUUUUUUUUGUUGACAAACUACUAUAUAAAAUUAAACAAAAACGGUUAAUGUAUUAAUAAAUAUAUCGAAUUUUAAACUGUUCAUUUGGCAAGUAGGCGACAUUUAUUUCUUACCAUGUUGGAGAAAAUGGAUGAAGUAAAGAAAAUGUCAAAGCCAGCCUGCUUUGGUUUGUUACUGACUGCAGUAAUUGCCUGUGUGUCUGGCGAGUUUAUUCAACCCCCUCCGUCCCUGGCGCUGCGCUCCUAUGCCGAGGAGGAGACUCGACUGCCAUGUGUAUUUAAACCGCAGGACGGUGACCGGGUGGUCCAGGUGACCUGGUAUACAGAAAAGAGCAACGGUGUCAAGGAGCAGAUCAUCACCAGACACAUGUCAGAGGGGCUACAAGAGUUUCCUAGCUUUUCAGGCCGUGUGCGCUUCACAAGUUCUGAUCCAAUUAAAGACUCCACGUUGUUGAUUCUGAGUACGAGGGAGUCGGAUCGAGCUACAUACACUUGUCACAUCACCACUUUCCCUUCAGGAAACUUCGAGAGACAAAUCAGCCUUACUGUCUGGAGGGUUCCCAUCUCCACGCUGGAACAAGUCAUCCUGAAGGAGGGUGAGACAUUCCGAGUGGCCGCCACCUGCCGUGCGGUUGGUUUGCCUCCACCACGCCUUUCCUGGGACACGGACGUCCCCGGCCAAUCACAGAACAGGAGCUCAGAGGAUGGGGUCGUCACUUCCCAGUACUCACUGCACCCCCUGCGCAACAUGAACGGGCGCAAACUGGACUGUCUGGUGUGGCACCCUGCACUAGAGCAGCCCCGCAGGCUGAGUAACACAAUUAAAGUGCACUUUCCUCCUGAUGCUACAGUUACUGGUUAUGAUCAGAGCUGGUCAGUUAAUCGGAAGGGGGCUGAGCUCAAGUGUGAGGGUGUAGGUAAUCCUCCACCACACAACUUCACCUGGACCAGGAAGGGUGGGGUUUUGCCCAAGGAUAUAUCUCUAGAGGGGAACAGGCUCAUCUUCAAUCGUGCCCUAAAUAAAUCAGAUGAAGGAGUGUACGAAUGUGAAGCCAGAAACAUGGUGGGAUCGGUGAAGACAGAGGUUAACGUCCAGAUCCCAGACACAUCCAGAUCUUCCGAGCUCGAGGCCUCUUUCAACAACCUCCUCCUUAUCAUAGUGGGUGGAGCUGCUGGGGUUUUAGUUGUCGUCAUGACGAUUAUCAUCCUGCUGGUUAGCUGCCACCAUAAACGCAGGACUAGGAAACUUAAAAUGGAGCUAAACGAGAAAAAGGAGGAGAUCAAUAAUCUUUCAAGGCAGAACUCUAUGAGAAGACUUAACUCAGUCAGUACUGACCCUAGGCUGCAGACUGAAGAAUCCACGUUAAUUGGAAUGGACUUAUAUGGACCUAUAAAAAGCAGUGCCUUUUCACUUGAGGGAGUUGGGUACAGAGAAGCAGACUAUGACAGCCUCGGACGUCCUGCCAUCUACACGUCUUGCCCCUCAGUAAGAGGGAGUGUGAGAAGGAAAGAGACAGAGGUGGAGAGACAAGACCGCAUUCAGAGAACAGCAUCCUAUAUAAAGAGCAGUAAUAUGACAUUGGAUCUAGAUCAUUGCAGGGACCAGAGCCCUGUACCCUUGUCUAUUAGCUCAGUGACUUCAAGAGAAGGAGGAACAGAAAAAGCCUCAUGGGGCCAGAGAGAAGGCAUGCCAGAGGGAGAGGAGGGAGACAACACCCUAAACUCGGAUGAGAUUGCGGAGGCACUCUCGACCCACUUCCACUAUAGCAACGGCGUGCUGAGGCCAAUUAUCAACCAAAACUCUAUCGUACUGCAUUCCCGUUCCCAAAUCAUAUAACAACGAGGCGAACAAAGAGUUUCUAGACUGCGUGUCAUUCCUGCAGUCUUUUCAGGACACUUGGUGGUCCACUAGAGCUCAUCCUGCUCGCUGCUUCAUCUGACCAACGAGUUUAUUCUAUACUCCCUGGAGCACAUGUUAAUACCAUAAGCAGGUGAGCACAUAUCGUAACCGAUGGUCACCUCAGAUUUGUACUCUACUUACACUCAAGGGUCAUCUAUCGCAGGUUACAUGUGGAUGUGGACACGUUAAUGGAUUUAAGCUGACCGACAUCCAGUCAAAAGCCGGAACUGAUGAAUGCAUUUACGUACACACUUGCACCACUUACUCUGUUGGGACUAUUUGAGUCAGAUAAUGUACAAAAGUAACACAGUUAAUAUUACCAUUUUAAAUGUUAGGGUUUAAUACCUGCAGAUACUGUUCCCACAAUGGUGGUUUAUUUGGAUUACAAGAUAACCACAUGCUGACCAAAUUAGUGAUACAUUUUUUAAGAGACACCUUGUUCUUCUUUUUUACUUACUUCCUUGAUGGAUUGGAGGUAUGACGGACAACCAUCUAGUAUUUCAGGACAUGAACUCCUCUCACUAUCUAUUGAUUCACCGUCUGGACUCGUCUGGACCUUUGUCUGGCAUGUGAAUAUAUAUCACUUAAACCUCAAGUGAUUUAAGUGCAGAUGGAAAGAAAUCUUUACAGCCGAAAUUAAAGGCUGGAUAUUAAGACAGUUUAAGAAGAUUUCAUAAACUUUAAUGUAUGCAGAAAGCAGACGUUCACUCCAGUGCAGGCUAUGUGACGCAGUGGAACAGAGCUACUUGAACAGACCGAGAGUUCGCUGAAAGGACAGGAGAGCCAGUGAAGUUUUAUCACAUGCGCGAAAAAAGCCUUUAAGCCAUGGUGAGGAUUAGCAGCUUUAAACUGCCAGAAGAAUAGCAACCUGUUACACAAGUGACUUUUUUUUUAUUUACUACUUGUGGCUUUAAUAACUUGUGUUUUCAGAGAUAUUUUUACUCUGUAUGAAUUACCUCAGCGUAUUCUGAUUUUUAUUACUUUUCAACACUGAAUUAGCCCAGAGUGAACAUAAAGACGUACUGUACAGUGGUGGCCAAAAGUAUUGAGACACAAGUGAAAAUGUUUUACUUACAUUCUCCAAAAUUUUUAAUAAUGGCAAUUAAGAUUUAUUUUAUGCAAUGAAAUUUUUAUACAACAAUCAAUAUUUAGUAUGAAGUCUUUGUUCUUCAAAACCUGCUGGAUCUGGUUGGGCAUAGAGUCAAAAGACGUCUUUGUACCCUGGUGUCCCUCACUCAAUCCGUGCCUGCUUGAUUGCAUCAUGUUUUUUGACUGCCUUCUUUACCAUUGUUCAUCAGUUUACUUCUGGGUUUAGGUCUAAAAACGACCCAGGCAAUGGUUCCAGAAGUUGAAUAUCAUUGUCACAUAGGAGUUUUUCACUAAGUUUUAAUUAUAUAAGUUAAUUACAACUUUUCAGCCAGAUAGGCUUGAACUAAUUAGAAAUUAAUACGUAAUAUGUUGUCUCAAUACUUUUAUCCACCACUGGUACUACACUUCUGCAGCUUUUUUAUCAUCAAAUGAUGACACAUUGAUGAUUUUGUUCCACACCCAGACUAGCUGCUCUUUAUUGAUGUUUUGUAAAUACUUG